This is a messenger RNA of Rhopilema esculentum, 3251 nucleotides long. RefSeq names its product protein O-mannose kinase. Gene Ontology annotation, cellular component: endoplasmic reticulum membrane. The record is from RefSeq and is a predicted model, not a curated record. Gene Ontology annotation, molecular function: protein kinase activity; carbohydrate kinase activity; ATP binding. Gene Ontology annotation, biological process: protein phosphorylation; carbohydrate phosphorylation; protein O-linked glycosylation. Lineage: Eukaryota; Metazoa; Cnidaria; Scyphozoa; Rhizostomeae; Rhizostomatidae.
CAGGAAUGAAAAUGGUCAAUGUUUUGGCCUUGAAAAGAGUUCUUGAAUAUCUUGGACAAAGUAUAUUUUUAAAGUUUUUCAUAUCUUUGUCUGCAUAUUGCCUUCAUUUACUUGGUAAAAUUCAUAAUCUGGUGGCCUUCUAAUCUCAGAUAAAAAUGUGUUUGCAGAUGUGAGUUUCACAAGAUACAUUUUUUUUAAAUGGAAUACAAGAUGAGCUUAUUAAUGGCAGUUUUCAACAUCAUCCUCCUUAAUGUCAAAGCACUGAAAAUUGAUGAAAAUGCAGGCAAAUCAUGUAAAAGAGGAUUUUUCGUAGAUACUCAAGGCAAUUGUCACAGACAGCUUAAUUGUACUGAAAUUGAAAAAGAACUAAAAUUUAUAAGCUUAAUGGAAGGUGGCUAUGUUAAAAAUAUGACUCGUGUUAAAUGGAAGAAUAUUGAUUUGGUACACAGUAAGCCUAAAUAUCAUCAUUUCAAAGAGGAUUUCAAGAGUGGCUUGGUACUGUUAGAAAUGCUGCAGGAAAGUCAAUUUGUCCUUGAUCUUGUUGGGAUGUGCUACAAGCCAAUGCAGGUAGUAACAAAGUAUUAUAUGCAUGGAUCAUCAGACAAUCUCCCUAUUUUGUUACAAACAAAAGGACUAGGAAAUUUUGAAGAACUGAAAAUACGAUUGCAGAUAGCCAGAAGCUUCCUGGAGAUAAUAAACUUCCUCCAUGAAGAUGAAAAAAGCCCAAGAGUCAUGUGUGAUAGUAAUGACCUACAUAAAACUUUAUCACAGUACCUGAUUACAGAUGAUUUCAAACUUGUUUUAGCUGACUUGGAUGCAGUGCCACAAUUGAAUAGAAUAUCGAAUGGUAAAGUUAAAUGCGGUCACAGGCAAUUGUUUGGAACAUUUGUAGCUCCUGAACAAUUAUGGCCACAUGGAGAAUUAGAAUUUGAUGACAACAUGAUGCCAGGGUAUGAUGAAAAAACUGAUAUAUGGAAAAUUCCUGACAUAAUUUUCUUUUUUCUUGGAGACUUGCCAAUAAUGGAAAUAUUGAAAUUUAGGUUAUUUAAUAUUUUGAAAGAAUGUAAGUCACAUGAUCCCACAAAGAGACCUACUGCACAUGACAUCCUUUAUUUGUUUAAAAUGGAAAGUGAUAAAAUGUUGAUUGAAAACCAUCAUUUGAUAGAUGAGUUUUAAACGUGAUCUCUAACAGAAAAAAUUUUCUUAUAUCAUUUUUAUGAUUAACAGUUUCAAAAAUGUAUUUUUCCAGUACAUUUUUUUCUGUUCCUGUAACACCUGUUUUGUCAGUUUAUAACAUUCUAUUUUUUGUUUUGUUUUACAUGUUGCCUGCCAUAAAAGGUGCUAUGACAGCUUAGGAAAUCUGUGUGGAAUUGCUACUUAGCAAUCCCUUCUGGAAGGCCUUAAUAUAUAGAUAGGUGUACUUGAAUAGGAAAUUCACAGAGUGAGAAAUGCAAGAACAGUGAAAUAUAAGUAAACAUUAUAAUAUAUUAAAUAGGGCACCUAAAAUAACAAAAUAUCUCUUUACCAAAAACAUCAAAGAAGCCUGAAUUAAAUCUAGAAGCUCUGAUAUUCAAAAAAUUAAGCCAGUGAAUUUAUGGAAAAUUCUAUCAACAAGGAGAAAACACGGUUUUUCAAGCCUUGAAUUAACUGUAAAUUUCCACACAACGAGAUUUAUAAUUUGAAAAUAAAUGUAUCUAUUGUGGCUUUUUAAACUGUACAGAGUAGCUUCCUAAAACGAAGCUAUUUUCUGAGAAAAAGAACGAGGAAGUAAAUAUGCGAAUAUUGAUAAGGUAGCCUUUAGAAUGUCUUCAAAUUUUAGCUAAGCGAUGGAAAAAUUUUCUAAAUAAUUUUUAUUACCUACACAAAAAUUUCUUCUCCUUUAGAAACAGUUUUAGAUAUGUUCUCUACACUUUGAAAUUCAUUGACCCUGAGCUGGGUAUAGUCUUCCAUGUUGGUUCCACACUCGAUUAGAUAGACCAUUGCUGAUAAAUUACCUUGGCGAAGGGCACAGUGAACGGGUGGCCAGCCAUCCUUAUUCUUUACAUUCACAUUUGCUCCGUGAUUGACAAGCACUCGAAUACAAUCAACAUCUCCUUCAAAAGCCGCCUUGUGUAGAAGUGUAUCCCCGUGUUCAUCUGAGAAAUUCACAUCUAUUGAUUGCUCCUCCAGGAGCUUCUCUAGCUCAGACACGGAACUCUCUGUCAAUGCCGAAAUCGCAAGUGUGUGAGGUGUGAAAGAGACUCCUUUUUGUUUAUUAGCAAGAACUGACCUUGCUUGGUCGAUGUGUAAGUGCGAUAAACGUUCUCCAGUCUCGUGACAUAUACCAUCAUCCUCAUCGUAGUUCACUAAAUCAGCCUUAAUUUGCCUCUCAAUAGGAAAUCUGGCUCGUAGUUCCCUUAUGAGUUUCAAAAAAGAAGGCGACCUUGACGACUUUGAUUCCACGCACCUACGUGUUUUCUUCACGGACCCGAACCGACUGCCGCUGUCAGCAUUACUAUCGACAACUAACCUUUGAGUUGAUUCUCCAGACAUCACAGAACCACACUCUACUCAUUGUUCAACGCGAUUCAACCUGUUUGUGUUUCAUUUCGCAAGUACAUGUCCUCGAGUGACCUGUUGUUAUUAGAGAUGCUUCGGUCGUAACGAGAACAAUAAUGAAGAACCAGUUGUUAUGCAAAUCACUUUGUUGUGUGGCUUGAACACUUGCCUUGUAUAUGACGAAGGUGACAAACCAACGAAAUGAAACUCAGAAGAUGCGUUGCAUUUAUCCAAGAUAAAAUGAGGAGCUUCUGUGCUAUUCCUUUUUUAUCUUGAUUUGUCGUUCUUAGACAAGUAGGAGUCGAUAGUGCAUGCAAGGGCAAGCAAAAAAGUUGUGACCCUGCACUAAACCAUGUGGGAUUAACACGAUAACCUGUAGAACUUCCUUAUUCAAUCAAAGAAGUCCUUUGUACUCAUGGAAAGUGAAGCUUGCAAAGAAUGCUGGCGUAGGAUAUCACAACCUUUGUUCUCAGCAAGCCUUGGAAUUUCCGAAACUGAAUGUAAAAUGCUAAACUUUUCAUACAUUCUUUUCUUCAAUGAGAAGGGUGUUAUAUGAAUCACGUAUGGACUAUAUUGUCAGUGUUGUGAUGAAUGAAUCGAUUAUAACAUCCGACACUAACCUGAAGUCUUGGCAAAACAACUAACCAUUUCACUAAAUAUUUCACUCAACUUCUGUUAUUCAAGUUGAGCAAUGAUUAGCGAGGAUGGCAAAA